Messenger RNA from Harpia harpyja (harpy eagle), 6976 nucleotides. It is a transcript of the gene TACSTD2, whose product is annotated as tumor associated calcium signal transducer 2. The transcript has a single exon. The coding region runs from base 3421 to 4356 and encodes 311 amino acids. The record is from RefSeq and is a predicted model, not a curated record. Gene Ontology annotation, cellular component: membrane. NCBI's taxonomy places the organism in Eukaryota, Metazoa, Chordata, Aves, Accipitriformes, Accipitridae.
GGAGCGUCGUCACAGCUGAUACAAAACGGGGUUUGGACUAAGAGCAAAACUCUUCUUGGUAGUAGUAUUGCAUGGGAACUUCUGGCCAGCGAUUAAAUUUUAUGGGCAGUAGGUGUGUACCUUGGUAUAGAUUUGUUUCUUUCAUUUGUGCUUACAAACCCUCUGCUUUAGUCUCCUUCCAAAAGUUAUCCAGUGGUGCUUUGUGGCAGGGGUGCCAGGAUGGUAGAUGGGUAUUCUCCACGCCGUUUUCACAGAGAGAAUCCUGGCUGUAGGAUCACUAAAGUAAGUAGUGUAACAGGUUUGUUUUCCUGGGCAACUCCAGUGAAUUCUGAAGGCGAUCAUCAGAUUACCUUUCAACCAACUGUAUUCAUUACCCAAAUUUGAUUCGAGUGUGUUGGUUCUAGCUGUAUUUCUGCCUGCAGCAGAAGCCAGACAAACUCCUUCCUGCUGUGCUAGCAGAGGAUUUGGUCUGCUGGGCAUUACUGAGCUAUGAGGACACGGUGGUGUGCAGGGGAAGGAGACGCCGCGGCGGUGGGAAGCAAGCAGCACGGAGGUGGACGGUGCACCUCAAAAGACGCGGUGCGGCGGAGCGGUGCACCCCGGCGUCUGCAAGGGGACGGGAACGUGCUGUGCUGUUGCUGUGAACACUGCUGCAGAGGCGAGGGACGUCAGGAUGCGUGCAGGGUGACUUCAUCCGGACCCGCAGAGCCGGCGCAUGGGAAGUAGCUGGUUGUUAACAUCCCAGUGAACACUGUAAUCAUAUUUGAUACGGGACAAAGUAUUUAAUGGCCCAUAUAAAAGCAUUCUGGUUGUUUAAUUGGAAAUGUCUUGCUGUUUUACAUAGACCUCGUGCCCUAUUUUUAUGAGAUUUAGAAUUGUGCCGAGAAAUUGUUUCCAUGGAAGCAGAGAUCACUAAAGAAAUAAUGCACUCCACAUUUCCUACAGGAUUAUUCCUUUUACAGCCUGCUGUUCUAAAGAAUUAACCCUUGUAGUGCCAUUACAGCUUAGCACAGAUUAAAGGAAAUAAUACUUUUUAUUUUUUUAGUGUCAUAGAGGCAUUACGUAUCUAUAUUUUUAUACAUAUAAAUAUCUAUGUAUAUAGAUAUUUGGAAAGACUUUUGUCUUUAAAAUAAGUCUGUCCUCUCCUUAUUUACAGAGGGCAAAAUCCACCAGCACAAAAAAGUCAAGAGAAAAGUGCACUUUCAUUUUGGCAACUUAUGCAAUUUUAUCAGGAAAACUUAAAAUUAUUCCUUCUUUGCCCUUCUCUUGCCACUGUUCUACACUUUUUGCUCGGUGAUGGGUAUAUUGUAAAACUGUCAUUGUGCUUCUGGCUACCUUUGAGGGAAGAGACAAUGCAGUUUUUAAUUAAGGUAACAGCAAUGAGAAUCUUCCACUGGUAGGGAAAACAGACCAUCUCAUUUAGUUACCUAUGGUUUUUCUUCCAUAUAUUACUUCUGACAAACCUCUUUUUCCUCUAAAGUGUCCGUAAAAAGGGGAAACUAUCAAAUGAUAACAUGAGGCUGAGACAAAGCAUGAAUAUCUGUCAACAGCAUACGAGCACAGUGCCAUUUACUAAAAAGUCCUGUUACUGCCUGUCCGUAUGGUGCUUUCUAAGCACAAGGGCAGCGCAGCUCUCAGCCGUAUAGAAACGGCCAUCGCUUCACUGAAGCUGGUUUGCAAGCUGUAACUUUACAGCAGUUGAGGCUCUCUCCUCCAGAGAGAAGAAAAAGAAAACUUACUCUUGCUAGAGUUCAUAAUGUGAAAUAAAAGACAAGAUAUGAGUACGUAGGUGACAGUUAAAUGGAUUUUGACUUUGAAGGAGGAAUGUGGAAUUUCAAAAAAAAGCAGUUAUUAUAGGUAAAUUAAUGACUUAGAAAUUAAAAAUGAGAAAAGAGUUACUAAACUCUUAUCAAAGAAUCAUUAAUAUGACAACUUGAAAUACCUAGCAAUUUUAAUAAUUAUUUUAGCUGUAGAUCUCAAUUACAGGCAACUACUAUUACUUUUAUCUAAAGGAAGGGGAAACGGAGACGUGUGAUUAUGUGCUAUAAAGGAGCCAGGAAUAAUUUGAAGAACUUGUCUCAUCUUUGCUCCCUCAAGUAGCAUGUGUUUCUGUAGCUUAUUUAGAAAUAGGUUUAGCUGCAAAGUUCAACUCCAGAUUGUGCCUUUCUCUAGUGGUAGAGGGUAUUUACAUCUGGACCUCUAAUAUUAAACCUAUACUGUGUUAUAAAUACUCACUGGCGGCCAGGGUAACUUCCCACUGUUUACACGGACACAUGCCAUCGCUGCAAGUAGCCCAGCUUGCAUUGAUUUGAAGCAGGGCAGGCCCUCAGGAAAACAGCAGCACAGGUAAAAAGAGCCGAUGGCAAGGCAGUGUGCAAGUUGCGUGGAUGGGAGAAGGGCGUAUAUGCUGUUCUGUGGUGGUUACUUGUUGCAAAAUAAUGAUUUAUAAAGUGUCUGACAGUGUUUGACAAAUCGGAUGAAUGGGACUUGCUUAAUGCAAACUGGAAAAUAUCUUUCAGCUGCUGCCGAAACACGUGGAAAUGGUUAACUCGUGCUUUUAGAUCAUUAGGACACUUGGGAGCUACUGGAGUGUACUGCGAAAGGCAUUACUCAAAGUUCAGAUUGAAAAAUUUCUUCAGAAACGGCUAACAACUUUGUAAGGGUAAUGCAAGCAUGAAAAUCAUCAUUCUUAGUACUGCCUUGGGAUGAGAGUGUGCCAAAGGAGAGCGGGGAGAGAAGCUUUCCGUGCUGGAACAUGAGGCUGCGCUCCUGUGCUCUGUAAGUAGGAGAGCAGCCAUCAAACUGCUGAACAGCCGUUCCUCCUGAAUUGGCAGCUACUCCAGGCAGCAAACAUAAAACUCCAAAAGGCUUUAUUUUAUAAAUAUAGGAAAGUAGAAUGGAGGAAGUCCAUAACUGAUAAGACUCUAGAGAGCGGAAUGAUACAGAAGCUAUGUGAUGGAAGACACAGGAAAAACCAUGAUGAAGGGGAGGAGUAGGAUUUCUUCCAACAGAAAUGGGAGAAAUUCCUUAAACAUGCAUUUGCACAGUCCAUAUAAAGUGUGAAGAAGAAAAAGGGCAAGCUGCUUGUGCUUUAAUCCAUAGGGGAAGCCCAAGGUAGGAGCUAUGGUUCAGGUUGGCUUUUGUCUCUUCCCUGUUGUUUCCUCAUCAAGAGGGGAGGCAGGCAUCGGCACCACUCCUUGAGAAGUAACAGAUGAAUGUGCAGCUUGUUGACUUCUCUAGGGUUUGGGUAUGAGAUGCCAGUUGUUUUGGAAGGAGAACCUGUUUCGUGGGUCUGAUUUGAAUCUUGAUAAAGGGAGCAGCACACCAGUGUGUAGAAACGAGCAGACUCCAUGAAUGGAUUAAAGCUUCAGAUACUGUCUCUUAUCACUUGGGACUUUAUCGACACUUUUCACCUGCAAUAUGGAGCCUCUGUUUGGGGUUUUGCUGGGUUUGAUUCUGGCGGUAGCUUCAUCAGCAGAGAACAACUGUACCUGCGCGACCAACAAGUGGACGGUAUGUGCCCAGGACGCAUCUGGGAACUGCACCUGCGUGCUGGUAGGUUCAAAUCACAAGGUAGACUGUUCAACACUGACUUCAAAAUGCUUGCUGAUGAAGGCAGAAAUGAUCCCCCUGAAGGAGAAGCGCUUCAGGGGCCGUCCCCGUGGGCUGUUAGAUAAUGAUGGCAUUUACAAUCCAGACUGUGAGGACAGUGGUAUCUUCAAAGCCAGGCAGUGCAAUCAAACUGAUACUUGCUGGUGUGUGAACACUGCUGGAGUAAGAAGAACUGAAAAGGGUGGCAAAAGCCUGAGUUGUAGUGAACUGGUUAGAACAAGAUGGAUCUACAUUGAACUGAAGCACAAAAAAAGGUCCAGUGCUUUCGAUGUUCCUGAGGUAGCAAACGCCCUGAAACAUCUGUUUGAGAGCCGAUACAAACUGCACCCCAAGUACAUCGCAGCCAUUAAGUAUGAUUCCCCACUUAUCCGAAUUGGCCUGAACCAGAAUGACUCUGAGAAAUCUAGGUAUGACAUAGAUAUAGCUCAUGUAGCCUAUUACUUUGAAAAAGAUAUAAAAGAUGACUCCGUAUUUCAUUCCAACAGUACAUUAACUGUCUCUGUCAAUGGAGAUGCUCUGGAUAUUGAAAAACUACGGAUUUACUAUGUUGAUGAAAAGCCACCAGAGUUUUGCAUGAGACAACUGGUUUCUGGCAUUAGUGCUGUGGUGACAGUGGUGAUACUGACCGCUGGCUUUGGCAUCACUGUGCUGGUUGUUCUGAAGUGGCUGCGGACAAGAAAAUAUGAGAAAGUUGAGAUUAAAGAAAUGGGUGAAAUAAGAGCACCAAGCUUACAGCUGCCCUGAUCUGAAAAAAGAAAGGCAACAACAGGAAGAAAAGAAGAAAGAAAAAAAAAACACAAAAUACAAAUAGGAAACAGACUCGGUGUAUGUGGAUGGAUCUGGAGAGUUGUUUUCCUUUUUACAGGAAUUUGUACAGUGAUAAUUCUAAAUUAUUCUAGUUUAGUAAGAAUGAAUUUUUUGGUUUUGGGUAUAAACUAAUUUGGGAAUCAAGUUACCUAAAUAUUUUAAAUGUGUCCCAAUUUAGAGGCUAAGAAAAUUGUUACAGUUUUCUAUUUAGCAUAAUGUAGAAUGCUUUCACUAGUACUGCAGGCCUGGUUCAGCUUGCUUAAAUACUCUUUGAGUGGUCUUGGUAUAUCUACUUAUCAAAAUUCAAAUACUUGCCUUGGCAUGAUUGGGUUAGAUAGCUGCUUUUCUGUUGGUAAAGACUUUUUUAAAAUGUGGGUUGUUUUUAAAGUUGCUAGAACUUUUUUUUAAUCAACAAAUAAUUUCAUAAAUACUACUCAAUAACCAAAUAAGGUUUUGAUAAGAUAUUCUACAGCUCCAGAGGCUUUUAUACAGAGUCAUUUGUUAGGAAACAUUCCCACGGUCACUUCCAGGUGCGGAGUUUCUGAGUUUGUAUUCAGGCAGCACGGUGAGCUAUUCCCACGUGUGCUCUUUAACAAGGGUCUGACAGUCCUAGUCAGCAAAGAUCCCUUGAUCCCAAUGCAAGUGUAAGUUAACCUUGGUGUUCCACCCAAAUUCAAACUCUGGUAAUAGCUUUCUGUCUACCUAAAUUCCCCUUGCAAUUUUAAUGGGAGGAGAUAUUUUUCAGUGUUGUACAGCUUCACAAGAAUACUACACAAUGCUUAAGGACAAGCUGAAAAAGAACUUUAUUCUAGCAGAGCUGCAGGGGGAAUUUAAGAGCAGAGUGUAAUUACUGAAGUUGGAAUUUGGCCAAGACACUAGAACUGGACUUCUUUGCUACGUACUCAUCUGCUGUGUUCCUUGUCUGAGAGGUCAUAUCCACCAUGAAGGACAUUUUAAAGAAAAUAAUGCUAGUUGUUAAAUGUUGAAAUUUUGGCAGUUAUAUUCUCCGUACUGCAUAUGGAUGUCUGAAGCCCCAUCAGUCUAAUCUGCUUUGUUCACAAUGAGACUGCUACACCUAGGCACUGCAGCAGGGUCAGCUCUUUUAUUCUGCUAAUUAGUUUCAACAUUACUAGUUUGUAAUUGUAAUAACAGUCAGUAAUGCGCUGCUUCUAGGACAAACUAUUAAAUAUGCAUCUCUGAUGCGUAUUUCACUGAAAAAAGUGAAGAUGCUUUGAUUCUGUUUCUGCCUUUGUUUAUAUGGAAGAGACUUGCUGUUUGGGGGGGUGGAGGUGUUUGUUUGUUUAGUAAUUUUUGGCUCAACAUACACCAUUUCCAUUUAACCUCAUUCUUGUUCACUUACGUGCUGGAAGUAUUUUGACUUUGGAUACAUAGAAUGGGGCAGAUGCAUCAUGUUUCCCCAAAAUAAGAUUUUUAUGCAGUUGCAUCAGCGGUAUUAGUACAUUCAAAAAAUUUUGGAGCAGGGUCUAUAAUUUAAUUGUGUGCCUUACAGCAACAGGUCCAAGCUGGUUGUUUUUCAGUCAAGUAUGUACAUUAGUACUGAUAGGAGAUGAAGUGAGAAUUUAAUAUCUAGGCUGAAUUUUCCCAAGUCAUAGGAAAAUUCAGAACUUAGCCUAACUCCACACAAUUUUGCAACUAGGUUUCUAUAAAAUGGAUUAAAUUAAAAAUCUGGAGCUGAGUAGCCCUCAGUGCUGAGGAAAUGUAGGAUGACAAUAAAAAUUUUCCAAGUACAUUGCUUAACCACUUUCUUAACUUAUGCAGAGCUGAUAAAAGCUAUGUGUUUGAGAGGUUGGUGCUGUCCUUCCAUCAGAGAAGAUCCUGAGAUGUGCAGUCUUUUCUGGGGAUCUACUGUGGCUUUCAACAUUCUUUUAAAAUCACUGCAUUUUUCUCAUUUCUGUCAUAAGAAAAAAAAUUAUUUUCAAGGUAAAUGAUGAGCUUUUAUAUUAGAAUAUUAACAUGUAGGCAUAAUUUUGAUUAUGAGAGGCAAAAGUGACUAAUUGUUGAAAAAAUCUUAACAGGUAACAGUUUCAGCAUCUUUGACUCCUGCUUUUCUUUUUAGAAGCUGAGAUUGAGAAGAGAGGCUGUUGUGAUGCCUUUCAUAUUUUUAUUAAUCAUUAAAGGACUGCUGCAUGAAAAUCGUGUUGUGGUCAGUUAUUUUCUUGCUAGUCAUCACCACCAGCAGACUGCAUGCUGCUAGGGGACUGGAAAUGCACUAGGGUCAUUUAAUAGGAGUGGUAAGGUACGUGUCUGCAAUUAAUCAAAAGAAUGGGAAGAUUAAUUGCAGUGCAGAGCUCAGAGAACCUCUCUUUGGACUAGAUCAUUCUACUUGAAUAAAGCUAUGUAAAGCUACUGUAGGAUCUGGACUUUAAUAAACCAAAUAUACCCAUUGGUCCUGCUAAGCACUCCUUUCUUUCCUGCUGCUCCAGUCAUACCACCUCUCAGGCUAUAUAUUAGUAUCUUUUUUGCAGAUGGUAGAUCAAGUAUUUUACUGUAACAGUCCAUGAUGUUCAGCUUGUUUGACUUUCCAUCCACUGCCGAU